Messenger RNA from Aquila chrysaetos chrysaetos, 3361 nucleotides. RefSeq names its product PIF1 5'-to-3' DNA helicase (gene PIF1). The transcript has 12 exons. The record is from RefSeq and is a predicted model, not a curated record. Gene Ontology annotation, biological process: telomere maintenance; DNA repair. Bases 1 to 1812 code for a protein of 603 amino acids. Gene Ontology annotation, molecular function: DNA helicase activity. NCBI's taxonomy places the organism in Eukaryota, Metazoa, Chordata, Aves, Accipitriformes, Accipitridae.
AUGGAGGACGCGGAGCUGCGCUGCACGGUGGCCGUGGAGCAGCCGCUGCCGGGGGGACAGGCCCCGCGGCGCCGCGUGAUGCGGGGCGCGCUGGUGCUGCUGGGCCGCAACGAGCUGCGGCAGCCGGUGCUGCGGGUGGUCGGCGGCGGCGGGGCGGCGGCGGCGCUGAGCUUCGCGCUGGCCGGUGACGCCGUGCGGCUCUUCACGCGGUUCGCGGGCGACGGGCGGGCGGCGGUGCGGGUGGGGCCGGGCGGCGCCCAGGUCCUGCUCUCCGACUGCCCCCCGGACGCGCUGCGCCGCUUCCUCCGCCUCCUGCGGCUCAAGGUCGCCGCCGGGCCGCGGGGCGCGCCGCGCGGCCCCCGCCUGCUGAGCCGGCCCCCGCCGGCCUUCGCCGUCAUCAGCCCGCUGCAGGAGCGAGACCUGCUGCGCGCCCCCGGCCGCCUCCGCGGCGGCGAGGCGCGGGGGGAGCGCCCGGCGGAGGUGCCCCGCGCGGAGAGGCGGCCCCCGGCGAGGCUCUCGGCGGAGCAGGAGGCGGUGCUGGGUGCCGUGCGGAGCGGGAAGAGCGUCUUCUUCACCGGCUGUGCAGGGACCGGGAAGUCGUUCCUGCUGAAGAAGAUUGUGGGCUCCCUCCCUCCGAAGAGCACCUAUGCUACAGCCAGCACAGGAGUCGCAGCUUGCCACAUCGGCGGCACCACUCUCCAUGCCUUCGCAGGGAUCGGCUCUGGGAAGGCACCGCUGGAACAGUGUAUUCAGCUGGCGGAGCGGCCUGGGGUGCGCCAGCACUGGCUGGCCUGCCAGCACUUAAUUAUCGAUGAGAUCUCAAUGGUGGAUGGCAAGUUCUUUGACAAGCUGGAGGCAGUGGCGAGGGCAGUCAGAAAACGGGAUGAGCCUUUUGGAGGAAUUCAGCUAAUCAUCUGUGGGGACUUCUUGCAGCUACCCCCAGUCUGUAAGGCUAAUGAAGAAACCAAGUUCUGCUUCCAGGCAAAAAGCUGGAGGAAAUGCAUCCGCAUAAACAUGGAGCUGACUGAAGUGCGGAGACAGACCGACAAGACCUUUGUCUCACUCCUGAGUGCAGUCCGUUUAGGCAGGUGCACAGAGGAGGUUACCAGACUGCUGAUGCAGACCGCUGCUAACAGGUCUGAGCGUGAUGGGAUCCUGGCUACACGGCUCUGCACCCAUAAAGAUGAUGUAGAAAUAACUAAUGAGAGAUGCUUGCAACAGCUAUCAGGAGAAGUGCACACUUUUGAGGCUUUGGACAGUGACCCAAUACUAGUGAAGUUAAUUGAUGCUCAGUGUCCUGUGGGUGGUAGAGUUGAGCUAAAGCUUGGAGCUCAGGUGAUGCUAGCUAAGAAUCUGGAUGUGUCUCAAGGGCUGGUGAAUGGGGCACGAGGAGUUGUUGUAGGAUUUGAAAGUGAACAGAAGGGGCUGCCUAAGGUGAGGUUUCUCUGUGGGGCCACACAGGUCAUCAAAAUGGAGAAAUGGGUCUUCAAAGGACCAUCAGGAGUUCAUCUGAGUCGUCAACAGUUGCCUUUAAAAUUGGCAUGGGCCAUUUCCAUUCACAAGAGUCAGGGCAUGUCUUUAGAUUGUGUGGAAAUCUCCCUGUCUCGUGUCUUUGAAAGUGGGCAGGCUUAUGUAGCUCUUUCCCGAGCCCGUAGCCUUGCAGGUCUCCGUGUUCUGGAUUUUGAUCCGAAAGUUGUGAGAGCUGAUCCUUCUGUGUUGCAGUUCUAUAGACAGCUGAGGCAUCAUCAACUUCUAACCCAGGAUUCACUACACACCCAUUCAGGUGCUGAUGAGAAGGAGAACUGGAAAUGAAGCUGAGAAUGCUCUUCUGGCCUCUGGGAGGCAUCAGUACAGACUGCUGAGUUGCAGCGAUCUUGCUAUUGAGUAUAUUUGAUAACAUAGAUAAAGUCAAAUGAAUGUAUCAUGCCUCUGAAAUUUGGAAGGCUUCUGUAGCUCCUUUCUGGGCCCACAGCCUUGAGUACUUCUGUGUCACAGAUGCAACUCCAGCAAACAAAAUGACUGAACAAGGACGUGCCUGAGGGACCUUGCUGCAGUGCUAUCCCGUCUGCCUGUUUGUAUUUUAUUCUCCACAUAUGUAGGCUGAAACUUGAGUGCCUUUCUUCAAGUAUACCACAGCUGAGAGAUGGAAUGUGUGUGUCCUCUUUGCCUGGAUGGAUUGGACCUGUUCACAAGAGCUGCUGACACAUGGGAAAGCAGUGCUAAGUAUCUGGAAUACAUGCUUGAUUCUUCUGCAAGCGAAGAGCUGCCAGGAGCUGGGCUAUCACUUUAUAGCACGCUGGGGUGUUCUUGCCUUCCAGAUGCUUAACACCAGGAGGCUUUGCAUAACUUCCUCCACAAGCAGAACUGUAAGAGUUAUACAUUGCCUGUUAUGCUGAUACAUAGCCUUUUUAUUAGUCUGUUGCAUACAAUAAGGUAUGAUUUUUAUUUUUUUAACCUUCUGAGAUGAGCUGGUACUGUUUAAAAAUAGGAGCUGCCAGCACUUAAGUCCUACAGUUUAUACCCAUAGUUUGGGCAAGAAGGGAGUGAGAGGAGAUGGGUGCUGGUGGGAGCCUCUCUUGUUUAAACACAUGAGGCUUGCUCAAAUGGGAGGGAGCUUCUGCUGGAAACAACGCAUCUGACUAAUAAGGUGGAGGUUGAAUGUUCAGUAGGGAAUAAUGGCCAAAGACAUGUGAAGUGAGCUGUAAGGUCACCUGUUUCAGCAAAAGCAGAGAUGAGCAGAACUAAUAUACUGUCUUUUUGAAGUCUUAAUAAAGGAGAAGCUUUGGUCUUUGUAUUUUAGCACAUUGCUUAAAGCUUAAGUAACUUGUAUAUUUUUAAAUGUUUAACAUGUGUGAAUACUGUGAAAUAUCAAGAUCCAGCUGGAACUCGUCUCUUGCAGGGGAGUGGCUCUGUAACAAAGCCUCUGCAGUUUGAGCAAGUUCAAGGCCACUUGGCAGCUGCUCUCCUUAAAGCCAGGGAAGGAUGUUGACUAGCCAGCAGUUAACAUAACAGAAAACAGAUUUUGGUAGGAUUUCAAAAUGUAUUUUUUAAGUGGGGGUUUGUUUUUUCUGGGCUUGAGGGGUAGAGUUUUGGAGGAAGCAAUAGUAGAAGACAGAAGUAUGAGAAUUAUUGAGGUGUUUACUCUAAGAAAGGGUUCUUAAUGUAUCGGCACAUUGUUUCUUCAAAGAAGUCUGGUGGGGAGUAGAUGGAAGUACCUGAAGAUGGAGCUGGAGUCUGUGGAAGGUGAGACCCUUCCCCUCACACUGCAGGCUGCUCCUGGCACUACCUCUGGUCUUUCAGACUCUCCGUGUGUGUGUGAAUUUUUUUAUUUUUUUUUAACAACACUUUUUACUUCUUUGAG